AUGGGCAGCUCAGAAUCAGGUUCCGACAAGGGAGGGCAAUCUAAGCGCAAGCGGAUGAAGUCGCUAUUCAAAACGGGCUUCGCGCGCGGGAAAGAGGAACUCGUCAAAGGCCGGAUCGUGCUAGAACACUCGCUCGGGCUGGGCCACAAACCCAACAUCAUCCCGGCGGCGGAGCCCCGCACCAACCAGCGGCCCCGGACGGUCGAGAUCGGGUGGCAUCCGGUGGGCGGGACGGCGGGCAAGUGGUUCGCUGAGCGGACCAAGCUCGGGGCGUGGAUCACGGAGAACGUGCACAAGUACCCAGACCCGUCGCAGCACUGGGCGGUGCUGGUGGGCGACUACUGCCACGAGCUGUGGAUGGACGAGAACCUCGACAUCAUCUACGUGAACGGGCGGGUGGACGCCGAGGAGUGGCGGACGUUCCGGGUGGGCGAGACGCGGUUCAACGACGAGGCGCUGCGGCAGGCGGGCGAGAUGGUCAUCUACUCGAUGCGGCAGAAGAAGGCCGCCUACAACCUCAUCAGCAACAACUGCCAGAACUUUGCGCUGCUGAUGCUCGACGCCAUCCAGCUCGGGGCGGCGGAGCGGACCGAGUUCGCCACGACGCUCGCCGUGGUGCAGACGGCAACGGGGUCGGGCAAGGUUCGGGAUCUGUUCGCCGAGACGCAGCCGAACGAGCAGCAGCAGCAGGCGGCGCUAGAGCAGGCCGACAAGGACAAUCCCAUUGUGGCGUUGGCAAAGAGGUUGAUGGAUGAGCAUACCAAGAAGCUAGACAGUCACCAGCACGCUCGGUGA
Chaetomium globosum CBS 148.51 is the source of this 795-nucleotide messenger RNA. RefSeq lists its product as uncharacterized. Lineage: Eukaryota; Fungi; Ascomycota; Sordariomycetes; Sordariales; Chaetomiaceae. The transcript has 2 exons. The record is from RefSeq and is a predicted model, not a curated record. The coding region runs from base 1 to 795 and encodes 264 amino acids.